AUGUUUUACAAGCUUGUUUUUAUUUUGUUUUUACAAUUACAAACGUUUGUAAAACUUGUUUUUGAAGUCGAAGAACUACGCCAAAUGCUCUUCCAAAUGCAAAACGAAAGCUCUGCUUUCUCCCCAACAUCAGCUGCAAGUCGUUUUCGUCAACAACAUCCACAACAUAUACAAAAACCCCAAAGUCCUCCUUCACCUCCACAUCCUUCUAUUCCUCAACCAGUACUACAACAAACAUUUCAGUCAACAACAAAUCAACAAUUAAGACAAGCUUUGCUUUUACAAAACCAGGCUGCAAUUAAUAAUAGCAAUUCUCAGGGCCAGGCUCAACAACAAUUUCAACACUCAGGAAACGCAAACAAUUAUAAUUCGCAUGUGCUCCAACUUUUUCUCUCUCAAGCAUCAGCAAACCAACAGCAUCAUUCUCAGCAUUCUCAAAAUUUAUCUCACCCUCCAAUGAGUUCCGCUUCCUCCUCCUCAACAUCCGCUACCAAUCCAGCAACAGCCCCAGGCGUUAAUCGAAUACUUGAACAAAUUGGACAGCAACUUGAUAUUGCUACACUACAAGGGAAUGGAAGCAAUCCAUCAAAUGCCCAACAAAGCACAGAAAAGCAGCAACAACAACUUUUAGUUUCCACAAUUCAGAUGCUCCAACAAGCUGCACAAAUUCAACAAAUUAAUGGGCAAGCAUCGCAGCAGCAAGGAAGUGGGGCUAGUACUCGGAAUAAUAGUAUUCAGAGUGGAGAAUCAGUCUUUUACGAUCCCUCAAAUAUGGAUGUUAGUGAAACAUCCUCAUCUUCUUCCUCUACAAAUGCACAGGUUAUGCUGCAAACUUCACCACAAUUACUGUUAGACUCAAAACCCGCUGCUCUACUUCAACAAUUGCAACAUCAACAGCAACAAAUAGUCAAUGUAAAUCAAAUUCAACAACAACAACAACAACACCAACAGAAUCAGCAACAACAGAACUUGCUAAACCCUAAUAAUCGAAAUAAUCAGUUGGAUUUGAUUAGCGCUGCAAUUUCACGCACAAAUGCUGCUGUAACCUCUCAUUUACUCUCACCGGCACAUGGAGGAGAAACUAAUGUUAUUCAACAACAGCAACAACAAUGCAAUACUACCCUCUCUAAUACUCCCAUGGCCGCUAAAUUAGCUACACUUCAAACUUUAUUAGUCUCAUUACAACAACAGCAACAACAACAACAACAAUUAGCUUUACAUCAACGUAUACAACAACAGCAGCAUCAAACAGCAGUUAUUUCAAAUGCCAAAAAUCAGCAACAUCACUUUGCUGCCCCAAAUAAAUUUGUUUUGCAGCAGUCACCAACACGUGAUAAUAUUCCUUUAUCGGUUUCUGCUGUAGCAGCACAUCAGCAACAACAGCAGCAUUUUACUCCUAGAAAUCAACACCUCCUCCAUCAACAUCACCAUUCUGCUCCAGCAGUUCCCGUUCCCUCCACCUUUACUCGAAAUUUACCACAACACCAACAUCCCCACCAAACCCCACAACAGCGUCAUCACGAUACCAACCACCACCAAUUACUUCAACACCACCAUUCUGCCCAACAUGAACGUGUUGUUGUUGUAGAGCGACGUAGAGCAGCUAGCGAUGAUUAUAUUCAAAGUAUAUGCUCGCAAAAAUAUACAGAAGAGUAUAUUCAACAAAUACAAAUACCUGUACCUGAAGCACACGCUUGCGAUCCAAAUUUCCGCCCUCUUACUGAACAACAAGUUAUCCAACAAGUUUUACAAAAUAAAAAAUAUGAGAAUCAAAGUGUUGCGGAAACAAUGGCCCAGUUGUGUAAAAAGUUGGCAGAAAAGCGUGUUUUUGGUUCUCGUUUAAUGUCUAAGACAACUGUAGCAGCUCCUAAUCAUUCGAGUUAUAGUAAUUUGCCGUUGCCGGGCAUAAUCUAUAUUUAUUAUGUUUGCCAAAAAGUGCUUUUUAAACGUGUUGAAAAAGAGGAAGAAUUUAAGGAGUGUUUUCGUGAUGCAAUGCGUAAAUUGGCUGCUAGAUGCCGUCGUGUUCGACAUGCUCGAAAAAAUCAUAACUCCAGGCAUGGUAUUGCUGUUAAUAGUGGAGGCUUAGAUAACCCUUCGUUAAUGUUAGGCAGCCAACCAACAUCGGCAUUUACUCAAUUUAACAGCGGAAUGUCAAGAAAUAAUUCUCAUGGAACCGAGGAUUCUAUUUGUAAUGCAGAAACAAUAAAUGCUUUAGUCGAAUUAGCAAAUAGACAACAACAAUUCCAUCAGCAUCAACAACAGAAAUUUUCAUUAAAUUCAGCUUUGGGGAAUUUUGAGAAUACUCUCACUGCAACAGAAUUGGCUUCUCGAAUUUCCGACGUUGCUACUGGAAAUGGUUGUAAUCAUUCUCCAUUAGGAGCAACAUUAGAGAAUACUGUUUGCAUUACUUCACAACCAUCAAAUGUGGAAAAGAUGGAGAUAUCUGAGGAUAACGGUCUUUUAAAGGAGGAAAUUAAUGAGAGGGAAUUAAUGGAUGAAGAAUUAUUGGACGAAGAUUUGGGCUGUUGCCCUCUUUCUUCUCCUACAAUAUCUUCUCAAUCGACUGGAGAGGCUUCAAUUACACAUCAACAAAGUCCUGGGGAUGCGGACAGGGAUAGUAUUGAUACAAAUGAUCAACAAUCAGAAAUAUCCAAACCAACAACAAUUGUAAAUAUCAAACAACAAUUAUCUCCAAUAAAUAAUCAAAAAAAUACUUCAAAUAAUUCUCUUUUGUCUUCUCAACCAAUGGAUGCUUCUUCAUCUUCUCCUUGCUUUUAA
Messenger RNA from Meloidogyne enterolobii, 2778 nucleotides. The record is from the annotation of a GenBank genome assembly. Lineage: Eukaryota; Metazoa; Nematoda; Chromadorea; Rhabditida; Meloidogynidae.